AUGAAUUCUUCUUGCAUUCACACGUACAAGCACAUGUACCUGUACACGUACACCACAAACACACCUGGCAAGUACACCACAAACACACCUGGCAAGUGCACCACCCGCCUCGUGUUUCGACCCGCCCAGAAACCCCCGCUGCGCGACUUCCCUCGUCGCUCCCACCCUCCCACUUUCCCUCCCACCGUCCCUCCCAACGUCCCUUCCCACUCCGAUUCUCGGGGCGCUCUCCCCGGGUACCUGCUCGUACAGGUACCUGCUCGCCACCGCGCCGGCGGCGGCGACGGGUACCGAUACCUGCGGCGUGCUCCGUGCAAGUACUCGGCCUCGUCGUGCCCCUUCGUCUCUCAACCGCUCUUCCUCGCCAUCUCAUCUCGCUGGUGCCCCCCGAACGCUGCCGCUCCGGGUACGAGCACGCGUGCGUACCGGUACCUCUUCGCUCGCACGCCCAAGUGCCUCCGCUGGCACGGUGCACCCACGUGCGUGUACAUGUACUUGCUUACGUACUCGUACGCUCGCGGUACGUGCUGCCCACGCUACGCCCGAGUGCCCAACGCCCCCCAAGUACCUCGAGCGCUGUACUUGUACAUGCGAUACGCCUACGCCCAAUACCUGCUGGGACGCAUUCUCGUACGAGCAGGUACCUGCCGUGGCCGUUCCACUUUUUACGGUGGAGCCCCCUACCUCCAUCCAUCAUUUUCCAACUCCGUUCCGUUCAUCGUCUUCAUCCACCACCACCACCACCACCACCACCACCACCACCACCACACCCUGGUCGUCCUGCUCGCCGUCGACAGUAUUCCUCGUCCUCCAUCCUCGUCUCCAUCCUCGUCCUCCAUCCUCGUCUCCAUCCUCGUCCUCCAUCCUCGUCUCCAUCCUCGUCCGGCUCCUCGUCUCCAUCCUCGUCCGGCUCCUCGUCUCCGUCCUCGUCCGGCUCCUCGUCUCCGUCCUCGUCCGACUCCUCGUCUCCAUCCUCGUCCGACUCCUCGUCUCCAUCCUCGUCCGACUCCUCGAGCUGCCCGCCCAACCCGAACGCAACCUCUCCGCCUCGCCCCUUCCGGCUCCGACGCACGACACCAGCCCCAGGCCUGCCCGCCCCCCCCCGACCAUGUUGCGAUAGGCUUGCCCGUCCGAGGCCGCUCCUCUUCUCCGCUUCCCGAAGCCUGCGUCGCGAGUGCAGCCGCUCGCGCUGCAGCAUGUCGAAUCGAGCCCCCGCGCCCUCGUAAAUCCUCCAAAAUGGACUCCUCCCAGCCUUGCGACGACGACUCGCCGCCGCCGACCCCGACCCCGACGCAGCACCCGAACCAGCCCACGGUCCAGGUGCCCGCCGGAACCUUUCUCCCCUCGUCCUCCUCGCUGCCGCUGCGCACCGCCAGCAGCACGCCCAUAUCCGCUCCCGGCCUCUUCAGCCCGUCGCCCUCGCGCCAUCUCCCGACGUCCGUCUCCGAGAGCAACACGCCCAUCCAGUCGACGGGCAGUCCCUACCUGCACCCGUUGCAAUCCCACAGAGUCAGAGAGUACGUCGUACCCGUCACCGUCCCGCCUGCUUCUCCUGCUCGUCCUGCUGCUGCUGUUGCUGCUGCCGCCGCCGCUGCUCCGCUUCCCCUCCGCUUCCCCUCCGCUUCCCCUCCGCUUCCCCCUCCGCUUCCUCCUCCGACGCACAAGGCCCUCAUCGACUCGGACAACAUCACCGGCCGCAAGUCCAUCAAUCAGUACGAGGUCAUCGAGGAGAUUGGCCGCGGCAUGCACGGCAAGGUCAAGCUCGCCCGCAACACCGAAACGGGCGAGAAUGUGGCCAUCAAAAUCAUCCCGCGCUUCUCCAAGAAGCGCAGGCUCGGCCGCGUCACCGCCAUGUCGCCCCAGGACAAGACCAAAAAGGAAAUCGCCAUCCUCAAGAAGAUGCGACACCCCAACGUCGUCGCCCUCCUCGAGGUCAUCGACGACCCCGAGCUCCGCAAGAUCUACAUGGUCCUCGAGCACGUCGAGCUCGGCGAGAUCGUCUGGCGCAAAAAGGGCCUCCCCCACAUCUGCCAGUUCGAGCGCCGCCGCGUCGAGCGCGAGAUCCAAGGCGAGGCCCCGACGCUCGAGGAGGAUCAGUACAACCGCAUGAUGGAGCGCCGCCAGGCCCUCAAGGAGAUCAAGCGCGCCAAGAUGGCCCGCCACUUCCCCGGGCCCUCGGACUACUGGAGCGUCGAGCACGGCGCCGCCGACGAGCUGAGCAGCAGCGCCGGCCGCUGGUCGCGCGUCUCCUCGCGCGACGACAUGGCCCUCUCCGACCCCCCCUCGUCGCGCCCGACCUCGCGCCGCUCCUCGCUCGCGCCCUCGCGCUCCGUCUCGGUCCGCUCCACCGGCCGCCCGCCCACGGAGCUCGACGACGGCGUCGACUGGACCGAGGACCUGCAGACGCCCAUGCCGCGCUCCAACGCCUCCGUCGUCGCCGACGCCUCGCCGCCCGCCGCGAGCCCCCACGACGGCUUCCGCGUCCGCUCGCCGAGCAUGGCCGACUCCAUCAUCUCCCACAUGUCGUCGGUCGACUACAACCCCCGCGCCCACGACCCCUUCGGCGAGGACUUCUCCUUCGUCCCCUGCUUCACCCUCGACCAGGCCCGCUCGACCUUUCGCGACACCGUCCUCGGCCUCGAGUACCUCCACUACCAGGGCGUCGUCCACCGCGACAUCAAGCCGGCCAACCUCCUCUGGACCCGCGAGCACCGCGUCAAGAUUUCCGACUUUGGCGUCUCCUACUUCGGCCGCCCCAUCCGCGACGGCGAGCUGCUCGACGAGACCGUCUCCGAGUCCGAGGCCAAGGACUUUGACGACGACCUCGAGCUCGCCAAGACGGUCGGCACCCCCGCCUUCUUCGCCCCCGAGCUGUGCUACACCGACGUCGACAAGGACGAGCAGCCGCGGGUGUCGGAGCAGAUCGACGUCUGGUCCCUCGGCGUCACCCUCUACUGCCUCGUCUACGCCCGCAUCCCCUUCCUCGCCGAGGACGAGUUCCAGAUGUUCCGCAAGAUCGCCACCGAGGACGUGCACAUCCCCCGGAGGCGCCUCAAGCCCGUCGACCCGUCGACCUCGCCCGCCGUCUCGUCCCUCUUCAAGCGCCAGAACCCGCACCCCUACCGCGACGACAACGACCUCGAGUACGAGGACGUCGACAACCUGCUGUACGACCUCUUGCGCCUCAUGCUCGUCAAGAAUCCCGAGCGCCGCAUCCGCCUCCGCGACAUCAAGCGCCACCCCUGGGUCGUCCAGGGCAUCCCCAACAUACUCGCCUGGCUCGACGACACGGACCCGGCCCGGCCCUCGUGCGGCCGGAGGAUCCAGGUCGACGAGAAGGACAUGUCGUACGCCGUCGUGCCCCUCAAGUUUCUCGAGCGCGCCCGGUCGGCCAUGAAGAAGGCCGUCGGCAAGGUCAUGCACCCGCUCGCCGACCGCGGCGACAGCAGGUCCCGCCGCCGCGCCGCGAGCAGCGUCGCGAGCACCGCCGGCGACAGCCUGUUCAGGCACGCCGGGCCCCCCGCCCACCUCGCCGCCAACGACCGGCGCAGCAGCUUCCGCGUCGACGACUACUUCUCGCCGCACGUCCAGCCCCCCAAGGACCUCAAGCCCGCGCCUUUCCACGCCGAGCCUGUCGUCCUCGGCGCCGUCGGCGCGCGGCCGGAGACGGUCGCCUACGACCCGCUCGCCACCGUCCUGCCGCCUCCGGAGAAGUCGCUGGCGAAGGCGCUCGCGAAGCCGCGCGGGUCGAGCGCGACGGAGCUCGACGUGGCCGCGAGGGAGAUGAUGCACCCCGGGUGCUCUCGACGCUUUCACCGCCACGCCGGCCACUCGCAGCUCUCUCACCUCCUGCGCCUCGCGCCGACCCAACCGCCCGAGACGCAGUCGACGCCGGCCACGCCGCGGCUCGAGGGGCGCCACGCCGAGGACCGGUUCGUCGGGGACGCCACGGGCCGGACGGCGCGCGGCGACGAAUCUCGCGGCGAGGAGAGCACGAGAUCGUCCUCGGCCGAUCGCGCCCUGUUCACGAGCGCCGACAAGCGGUCUCACGCCGAGGUGGGCCUCAGCAUCGCCACGGCGCCCGGCAGCAUCCAUCCGCCGCGCCACGGCAGCAGGCCGGUUCGCUCCGUCGACUUGGGGAGAGGCAAGUGCAUGUACUCGCCCGGCGGCACGCUGUCGCCGCUCUCCUGCUCGCCAAUCACGUCGACGGCCCGCCAGCUCGUGCCGUCGCCGGCCGAGGACGGCGUCGACGCGCAUCGGCCAUCGUCGGCCGAGGAGAGCGCGAGGCCGGCGCAUCCCUCCGCGCACGUCCCGGCUGCCGAGCCGCCCGAGCGUGCACCCCCCUGCUCGGCCGAGACCGAGGGCGGCGCCGUCGUCGAUUCGGCGGUCAUCCCUUGUCCGCCGUCGCCCGGCGCGCGGGACGCGACGGCGAUGGCCAAGUCGUCCAGCAUGGAGUCUGUCGAGGGAACCGGCACACCCCUGACGAGCCCCAGCGAGGCGACGAGCCCCGUCGCCGUCGACGCUCCACCCAAGCAGGCGUCGCAGAGCAUGCUCGUCAUCCAGUCCGAUCCCUCCCUCCCGGCACUGCUAAGCGGCUCCAGCUCUGUCUCGGCCGACAUCGAAGGCGAACUGCUCGGCAGGCCUGGCGUCGUGACCGGUGGCCCCCGGAGGCUCGAUGCCGACGCACCGCCGCCCGCCAUGGCCAAGGCGGCGGCCGGAAUGGCCCAGAGCUUCGGGAAGCUGCCGACGACGAACAGCGGGUCCUUGAAGCUCCGCAUCGAGCCCGACGCGCCGGUGGUGGAGAGUGCCGACACGCUCGGGCCGGACUCGCGGCUCGCCGACGACGACGACGACGACGGCAGCGACGACGGCAUCCUGCUCAUGGCCAAGGCACGGCAGAGGACGCCGAUUCUGCCCAAGGGGCUGCCUCUUUCGUUUGAGUCGAAACGACGCGACACCGACGCGAGCAUCGCCAGCAACGAGACGGCGAAGAAGAUACCCAUCCCUGACGGCGGCGCAGCUCUCUGA
Messenger RNA from Drechmeria coniospora, 5028 nucleotides. Its product is annotated as serine/threonine protein kinase. NCBI's taxonomy places the organism in Eukaryota, Fungi, Ascomycota, Sordariomycetes, Hypocreales, Ophiocordycipitaceae. The coding region runs from base 1 to 5028 and encodes 1675 amino acids. Gene Ontology annotation, molecular function: protein kinase activity; ATP binding. The record is from RefSeq and is a predicted model, not a curated record. Gene Ontology annotation, biological process: protein phosphorylation. The transcript has 3 exons.